AUGUCAAGCACAAUCAACGGACUCGCCAACGGCAAUGGCGUGCUGCACAACAAGCAUCUCGAGCAGGUCAUCAGACCCGCCGACAGACAACCCUCGCCCCAACCCACACAUCUGAGCGUGCCCGGCGCCUCAAAUCAUGCUCGAGUCCUGAGUGAGCAGGGCUCUGGUUAUGAAGCCCCCAAAUUCGAGGGCAAGACUCAACAGAUGGACGAGGUCAUGGACAAGAUUGAGGCCAAAGGCUUCCUUCCCCCGGAAUUUGUCGAAAGCGAAACCCAAUGGUUCUACAACGAACUCGGCAUUGACGACAUGUACUUCUCGACCGAGACUUCUGAUGCUCACAUUCACUCACUCUACGCCGCCAAGGUCGCUGCAUUUGCCAGAGACGACAAGCAGCUUGAGAUCCGCCUGGACAAAGAAGCCGCCGACCACGCCGUCUUCAUCGACACCAGCAAGCCCGGUAUCACCUCUGUCGGCGGACCUCGCUAUGAGCAACGCAUCGACGAGAAAUACCUCAACAACUCCAAGGGUGCCAGCAGCUACCGUGUCGAGACAUUCAGAUCGUCUAGCAAAUUGCCCGGUGAUCUCGACCAACAGCUGAGAUGUUACUUCGUAUACCAGUGCUCUUUCGAGCAGCCCAACCCCAGCCCUGAGGAGACCAACCUCGAUCUCAUCUCUGACAAGAGGUUCCUCCAGAAGGCUACCAAGAACACCCGGGACAUUUACCAACACAUUCUCGAAUCGGCUGUCGCUAGAACCGGUCCCGUCAUCGAGCUCUUUGAGAUUAAGGGCUCAAGAGAAAAGAGAUUGGUCAUUGCCUACAAGCAGGGGUCAGCCUUGGGUCUCUUCAGCGCCCUCAGUGAUCUCUACCACUACUACGGCCUGACCUCGUCUCGCAAGUAUGUCGAGCAAUUCUCCAACGGAUACACAAUCAUGUCGCUGUACCUUCGUCCUGUACCUGGACCUGAGUCCAACAUGCACCCUCCCAUUGAGGCCUCCAUCCACCAGAUCAUGAAGGAAGUCUCUUUGUUGUACUGUGUUCCUCGCACCAAGUUCCAAAACCACUUCGCGACUGGAAACCUCAGCUUGCAGGAGACUAUCUACGCUCAUUGCGUCUGGGUCUUUGUCAGCCACUUCUUGAACCGUCUGGGCUCUGAGUACAACACUCUCAGCGCAAUCCUGGACGCAAACAACAGUGUCCACGCCGAACUGCUUUCAAAGCUCAAGCGUCGUCUACGUACCGAGACAUUCACUUCUGACUUCAUUCUGGAAAUCAUCCAGCAGUUCCCUGACCUGGUCAAGGCUCUCUACCUCAACUUCGCCAACACUCACUACGUUCAGACCCGUGGUGACGAAGAUGACUUCCUGCCGACUCUCAGUUACCUCCGCUUGAAGGUUGACAAAGUCUUGAGCGAUACCGAGUUGAAGAACAUGAUCUCGACCACCUGCCAGAACGAGCAUCAGGAGAUGGUCAUGACUGCUUUCAGAGUGUUCAACAAGGCUGUUCUCAAGACCAACUACUACACACCAACAAAGACUGCCCUCUCGUUCCGCUUAGACCCCUCGUUCCUGCCCAUUGAGGAGUACCCUCAGCCUCUGUACGGCAUGUUCUUGGUCAUCAGCUCUGAGUUCCGUGGUUUCCACCUUCGUUUCCGCGACAUUGCUCGUGGUGGUAUCCGUAUCGUCAAGUCUAGAAGCCCUGAGGCUUACGAUAUCAAUGCUCGCUCGCUCUUUGACGAGAACUACAACCUUGCAAACACCCAGCAGAGAAAGAACAAGGAUAUUCCCGAAGGUGGCUCCAAGGGCGUCAUUCUGCUUGAUGUUGAGCACCAAGAGAAGGCCAGCGUGGCUUUUGAGAAGUACAUCGACAGCAUUCUCGAUUUGCUCCUUCCACCCACUAGUCCUGGUAUCAAGGAUCCCAUUGUCGAUCUUCACGGAAAGCAGGAGAUACUAUUCAUGGGACCUGAUGAGAACACUGCUGAGCUAGUCGACUGGGCUACUGAGCACGCCAGAGCCCGUGGUGCUCCCUGGUGGAAGUCGUUCUUCACCGGCAAGAGCCCUAAGCUUGGUGGCAUUCCUCACGACGCUUAUGGUAUGACAACUCUGUCUGUUCGUGAGUACGUCUUGGGUAUCUACCGCAAGCUUAACCUGGACCAGAAGAGUAUGAGAAAGCUUCAAACUGGUGGCCCCGAUGGCGACCUCGGAAGUAACGAAAUCCUUCUCGGACAAGAGAAGUACACCGCCAUUGUUGAUGGUAUGGGUGUCCUUUUCGAUCCCAACGGUCUCGACAGAGAAGAGUUGCUUCGCUUGGCUAAGAAGCGUGUUAUGAUUCACCAAUACGACGUCUCCAAGCUCUCGCCCCAAGGCUACAGAGUCUUGAUUGAAGAAAGCAACAUCACACUUCCUUCAGGCGAGGUUGUCAACAACGGCAUGGCAUUCCGCAACACUUUCCAUCUGCGCCAGGAGGCUUAUGACGUCUUCGUGCCCUGCGGUGGUCGUCCUGAAUCCAUCAAUCUGAACUCUGUCAACAAACUUAUUGUUGAUGGCAAGGCAAUCAUUCCUUACAUCGUUGAGGGUGCUAACCUCUUCAUCACACAAGAUGCCAAGCUCCGCCUCGAGAAGGCCGGCUGCAUUCUCUUCAAGGAUGCAUCUGCCAACAAGGGAGGUGUCACAUCAUCCUCUCUUGAGGUCCUGGCGUCAUUGUCAUUCGAUAAUGCUGGCUUCAUCGAGAACAUGUGUGUGCACGAAGAUGGCACUACCCCAGAGUUCUACAAAGCCUACGUCAAGCAAGUGCAGCAAACCAUCUGCAACAAUGCUAGACUGGAGUUUGAGGCCAUCUGGAGAGAAAGCGAGGCCACCGGCACUCCCAAGAGUGUUCUCAGUGACACUCUGAGUACCGCCAUCACUAACCUUGAUGAGGAACUCCAGAACACUGAACUCUGGGAUAACGUCGAGCUUCGCAAAUCAGUGCUCAAGGAUGCCCUUCCUAGCUUGUUGUUGGAGAAGAUCGGUCUCGAUCUCAUCAUUGAGAGAGUUCCUGAGAACUACUUGCGUGCCAUUUUCGGCUCGUACUUGUCGUCCCGCUUCAUCUAUGAGCGCGGCAUUUCGGCCAGUCAAUUCGCGUUCUUCUCUUUGUAA
This is a messenger RNA of Aureobasidium uvarum, 3135 nucleotides long. NCBI's taxonomy places the organism in Eukaryota, Fungi, Ascomycota, Dothideomycetes, Dothideales, Saccotheciaceae. The record is from the annotation of a GenBank genome assembly.